CAAAGAUAGAUCAGUCUUUCGACCCACACGGAAGUAACUAGCUUGUGCAAGACGACGAUCCCCGUCUGCAACGCACACCAACUGUUCGACGAAAUUCCCAUUAGAGUCUCGCUCAACCCAACCCGACCUGAAACGCUGACACCAUGAUCCCCAAGCAAAUUCGGCCAUUGGUGACCACCGCCGCUUUCGUCUUCGGCGGAUUGGUGGCUGUUAACGUCGCUUCCACCCUCACCGUCAACGCUCUCCGCCGCGCCACCGAACUCAAGCGGAAAAAAGUUGCUUUGCCAUGUGGGGUUUGCCGGGGGAAAGGGUUCUACAUCUGCAAACUGUGCGGCGGAAAUGCCACCAUAGAAUGGUCGCCUCUGUUCGACCCUGUCGCCAUGAAUCCUUGCCUCUGCCCUACCUGCGACGGCAACAGAGUCCAGCGAUGCUUGAACUGUCUUGGUAAGGGCUACAGUUGAUAAGGUUAGGAACAGAAAUGGUUUUCUGUGGCUUUGAAGUGGGUAGUACAUGUAUUGGUGAGAUUGGUAAUGGGGGGAAGUGGGAUUUGAUUGGCAGAUCUAAUCAGUGUCAUUGUCAAUCAUUCCAUGGUGUUUAUGCAAACUUGUAGCUGCUACAAAUCAACCAACCAUCAUAGAGUUAAUGAUUUGGGGUCCUGCUGGAAUCCUCGACUAUUUGUACUUAUUCAAUCAUGUGAAUUUAUUGUCAAAAAAGGGGAUGGCAAUGAUCAUAAGCCAGAUGACAAAACUGACGAAUGGGGGAAUUCAUUUCCUUGUUUUCAUAAUCCAGCUUCAGCAAUCAUGUGACUAUGUCUACUGUCUACCACUAGUUUCUAUGUGGUGUAAAGUAGCACCUACAAUAUUAAUCUCGUUAGCAUGUUGAUGGGUUUGGACUUUGGAGAGUGGGGAGUCGACGUUUUUCGG
This is a messenger RNA of Linum tenue, 923 nucleotides long. The record is from the annotation of a GenBank genome assembly. NCBI's taxonomy places the organism in Eukaryota, Viridiplantae, Streptophyta, Magnoliopsida, Malpighiales, Linaceae.